Messenger RNA from Centruroides sculpturatus (bark scorpion), 655 nucleotides. RefSeq lists its product as uncharacterized. Lineage: Eukaryota; Metazoa; Arthropoda; Arachnida; Scorpiones; Buthidae. The transcript is spliced from 3 exons. The record is from RefSeq and is a predicted model, not a curated record. Bases 64 to 480 code for a protein of 138 amino acids.
UGCAAAUUCCUUAAUAUCACAGAAUAUCUCACCACAAAUACUAUUGGAUAGUCAACAUUCACGAUGAAUAAAGUUUUAUUUUUCAACGCAUUCUUAGGAAUUAUUUUGUCGUAUACCGUUGAUGGAAAUGUUUUGAGAAAAAGAGAAAAUUACGAAGUAAAGAAAUUCUUUCUGAAUCCCUUCAAAAUUAUAGUAAAUUUAAACAAAGUAAUAGAAGCUGUCAGUUCUUUAGAAUCCCAUUUAGAAGAAAGCAGCCCGGACAGAGAGCUUGUAGCUGAAGACAUUAACAGCAUUAUAGAGGUUCUCGAUACUCUAAAAGGUACCAUAUUUGAACAGGUGGCCACGAAAUUGGAAGAUACAUUAAGUGAAUUAAAAUCGGCAGUGGAAGAUCCUUCAAAUCAAGACUUUUUAGAUUCAUGUAGAAUUAUCCUAGAAGCUCUUAAACCGAUUUUAAAUUUUAUGAAGGGUUUAAGUGGUUAAAUAUUAAUUCUAUAUACAUUGAAUUGUGUUUAGAAACUAUUCUGAAAUUUAGAUACAUUAUUACUGUAUGUACUGUACAUGGUCAAAUCAGUAUGAAAAUAUAAAAUUUGUUAGUGAAGUCGCAAAAAUAAUAAAUAUAAAUAAAUUCCUGUCUGGUGAAUAAUUAUUUUAUUAU